CCUGUUCCCCUCAGAGCGCGGCCAUGGCGUACGGCGGCCUGGCGGUGCCCAUCAUCGUCAUGAGCGUGUUCUGGGGGGUGGUCGGCGGCGUCCUGCCCUGGCUCGUACCCAAGGGGCCGAACCGCGGAGUUAUCAACACCAUGCUGGUGACCUGUGCUGUCUGCUGCUACCUGUUUUGGCUGAUUGCAAUUCUGGCUCAGCUCAACCCUCUCUUUGGGCCUCAGUUAAGCAAUGAAACAAUCUGGUACCUGAGAUACCACUGGCCUUGAGGAUGUCUGUGCUGUGCUGCAGCUCAUUGACAGGUGCAGAAGAGAUGAAACCUGCAGUGACCCAAAGGUGCCCUUUCUGUAGCUGUUGGACACGAAGCCUGCAGUAAUGCCUUAACCUUUCUAAUGUUCUUCAAGUGGCUUCUUCAAAGUCCUGUGGUUUUCCUACUAUUCCAUUUAACAGAGUGCCUAAUGCAAUUUAUACUCCUCUUUGGUACUGUCAGUUUUUGACUGUUAACUCCAGAUGUGAUGAAAAUUUCUGUUUUUUACGGGUCAUGGAAUCACAUUUCCUGUUGACUUUAUCUGUAAUAACUCUUUAUAUUUACAGGUCUUAUCUUGUCUGUCAUUGUGCUGUUCACCCCUGUUCUGUUUGCACUGGGCAAAAAUGUGUGCAAUAAACUGUGUGAGGAGAGGACAAGCAGUGGUACCAUGUGCUGAUGGUGAUUUUUAUUUUUUCCAAAUUAAUUGUAUUCUUGAGAAAUCUGGCCUUAAAUUUCUCAUGCCUGGAAAUAAAACUAAUCCUCUGCUUGAUACAAAACGUUCUCGUGCCAUGUUUAACUGUUAUUUGUCUGUGGGUUUAAUUGGAUACUUGGAGUUGAGCUGAGGAUGUUUACAUGAUGUGGAUAAAUUGUAAUGAAGUUAAAUAGCAGGAAUAGAUGGGGAAUUGUUGCCUGUAUUGAGACCUCUGGGGUAGAUCUCUAAUAGGAUUAAACUUGCAAUUUAAAAUUGCUGAAAGGUGCAGGAAUAAGUGAAUGCUUGGCUUGAGAGCCUCUUUUCCAGGAACUUCCCAUUGUUUGAGGGGGGCUCAGAGUAGCAAAGGUAACGUGGUUAAUUUGAUGAAGCCUUCACUGUGAUUGUGACUGGAGGCUGAUUUAAUCCCUGGCACAUUUGGAGGAUAUUAUAGGAGCAAAUGGAUUGAAUUGAACAGCAGACAUUCCAGUUGUUUUGUACUGACCUGACCCUUGCAUGUGGAUUGCAGAGCUGGGAAAGCCCAUGGCAAUGUGGGCAAGGGGUUCCUGAGGCUCCUCAGUGUCAGCUGAGUCCCUGGGACUGGGAUGGAUCUGCUCAGUUGGUUCUGAGGAGCAGCUUCCAAGGGUAUAAAUGCUGCUCCCUGGAUGCCUCCUUACCUCAUGUCCAGAUAAAUUACAGUUAUUCCCUUUAUUGUUCUGCACAAGGACAUAAUGGAAUGGUUAAUAUUUUAUUUGCUUUUCCCUCUUGGAUAGCACCAUUAACUGUUCAGUGGGACAGCACUCAUUACUACACAGGAAAUUCCAAGAUCCUGACAUGUAACUUGCAGUGAUCCAAAACUGGACAGUGUGAAUUGCAAAAGAAGGAAGAACGUGCUGGUUAUUACAAAUAAACAUAGCAGCUGUUGGGACUGCAAUAGUGGAUUUUUUUUUUGUCAUGUCACCUUCUAAGAGCUGUAUUUUACCAUGCAAGAUGUUGUACCCCGUCAUGUUACACAGUCUGUACCAAAAAUUACAAGGAAAAUUGAAACCAAGUGAUCAUAUAAAAACUUGAAAUUGUUGUUUGAUUUUUGAAGUGUGUGGAGAAUAAAAUGUGUUGACAUUGUACGAGAGGAGGGAGAGAAAUGCUCCAAGAUAUCGUUGACAGAUUUGAGAUUUUGAAAUAUGUUGAUCUGCUUGUCAUAUUUAGCCUGAAGAGAAAUAUCCCAAGAGAAGCACUCAGUGACAAACAGUGCUGUUUAUUGUGUUACCACUGUCUUUAACAAGCUUUCUAUUUUAGGUUCUAAGCUAUCACUUGCUCUAGAAGAGAGAAGAGGUCCCAUGGGUGUCUCACUGGUGCUGAAUUGAAUGGGAAGAGCUAUUCUAAGCCAGGACAAAGAAGCCAUAGAGCAGUUUUCACCUAGAUGCUUCCCAGAAAGACAUUUCCCUUUUCCAGAGUUAACGUUUCCUCUGAAGCAGAUGCCAGGUGAAGGCAGAUGAAGAAGCGAAGCAGAUGAAGAAGCUAAAGAAUAAUGUUUUGUGUGUUCUGCUGGGUGGUGCAUGGUGGUUGGGGAAUGGUCUGCUCCUUGUGUGCCAGGAAUUAACAUUGCUUGGGAUAAUUUCCUUUUUUUGCAUGACUGCAGGAAGUGAGAACAGAGGGAUUCAGCCGCUGAUGUUGAACAAACAAUGCAGGUACCAGAGCCCUUAUCACACAUCCCUCUGUUGUCUGACAGCAGAAGAGAACACAGAAUGUUCAAGUGUAAAAGAAAGAAGUUUGUGCUUGAAAUGGAAAGCCUGUGCCUGUAUUGAAAGAUAUUUGGGUAAAAAAUGAGGAAGGUGAAGGAAGCUGACUCCACAAUCAAGUUAUGAAGGCUUUUAGGCCAUAAACUCUGCAAUGUACAGAGCAAGAAUUCA
Messenger RNA from Melozone crissalis (California towhee), 2626 nucleotides. RefSeq names its product ATPase H+ transporting V0 subunit e1 (gene ATP6V0E1). Gene Ontology annotation, molecular function: proton-transporting ATPase activity, rotational mechanism. Gene Ontology annotation, biological process: proton transmembrane transport. The transcript has 4 exons. Gene Ontology annotation, cellular component: proton-transporting V-type ATPase, V0 domain. The record is from RefSeq and is a predicted model, not a curated record. The coding region runs from base 24 to 269 and encodes 81 amino acids. NCBI's taxonomy places the organism in Eukaryota, Metazoa, Chordata, Aves, Passeriformes, Passerellidae.